Molecule: messenger RNA, 4939 nt
Organism: Vombatus ursinus (common wombat)
Lineage: Eukaryota; Metazoa; Chordata; Mammalia; Diprotodontia; Vombatidae
Gene: TNS2
Product: tensin 2
Exons: 30
Coding region: 184-4431 (1415 amino acids)
Biological process (GO): peptidyl-tyrosine dephosphorylation
Molecular function (GO): protein tyrosine phosphatase activity; protein binding
Source: RefSeq, a predicted model, not a curated record
CGAUGCGCAGACGCCGACCUUAGGAGGCAGGGCUUGCGGGGACUCACGUACACAACACAGGCAUACGCACACACCCCCUUCCAUGCGCAGGUAUCCACACCAGAUAGGUGAGUUUUCUCACCCUACAAUAUGGCAGGAAGUUAGACUGCUCUCCCUCCUGCCCACCUAUCUUCUCCUCUGCAGAUGCCAAUCAGGGGUACCCAGCCUGGGAAGGCUGAGCCACACAGUUUUAGGGAGAAGGUUUUCCGGAAGAAGCCACCAGCCUGUACUGCCUGUAAGGUGACAAUUGAUGGGACCGGGCUAGUGUGCCGAGUUUGCAAAGCAGCGGCACAUCGGAAAUGUGAGGCCAAGGUGACCACGACGUGCCAGGCCCUGCCCCCUGUGGAGCUGAGGAGAAACACUGCACCAGUCAGACGCAUUGAGCACCUGGGAUCCACCAAGUCUUUGAAUCAUUCCAAGCAGCGGAGCACCUUGCCCAGGAGUUUUAGUCUGGACCCACUCAUGGAGCGCCGCUGGGACCUGGAUCUGACCUAUGUGACCGAGAGAAUCCUGGCAGCCGCCUUCCCAGGGAGGUUCGACGAACAGAGACAUCGAGGCCACCUUCGGGAACUGGCACACGUGCUUCAGUCCAAGCACCGGGACAACUACCUGCUCUUCAACCUGUCAGAGAAACGGCAUGACCUGAAUCGCCUGAACCCCAAGGUCCAGGACUUCGGUUGGCCUGACUUACACGCACCCCCCCUGGACAAGCUGUGCUCCAUUUGCAAGGCUAUGGAAAACUGGCUUAGCUCCAGCCCCCAGCAUGUGGUGGUUCUCUACUGCAAGGGAAACAAGGCCAAGCUGGGUGUCAUUGUGGCUGCCUACAUGCAUUACAGCAAGAUCUCGGCCAGUGAAGAUCAGGCUUUGGCCACUCUCACCAUGCGAAAGUUCUGUGAAGACAAAAUGGCUUCUGAGUUCCAGCCCUCCCAGCGAAGGUACAUCAGCUACUUCAGCGGUCUCCUGUCUGGCUCCAUCAGAAUGAAUAGCAGCCCCCUGUUUCUCCACCAUGUGCUCAUGCCCGUCCUGCCUGCCUUUGAGCCAGGAACAGGCUAUCAACCCUUCCUCAAGAUCUAUCAGUCCAUGCAACUCGUCUAUACGUCUGGAGUCUAUCACAUCUCAAAUCCAGGGCCCCAGCAGCUUUGCAUCAGCCUGGAGCCCGCACUUCUCCUCAAAGGUGAUGUCCUGGUGACAUGCUAUCAUAAGGGAGGCCGGGAGUCAGAGCGGACCCUUGUGUUCCGGGUUCAGUUCCACACAUGUACCAUUCAUGGACCCCACCUCACCUUCUCCAAAGACCAGUUGGAUGAAGCCUGGACCGAUGAGAGAUUCCCUUUCCAAGCCUCGGUGGAAUUUGUCUUCUCCUCUGGCCCUGAGAAAAUAAAAGGUCGGGAACCUCCACGAAAUGAUGCAUCUGUUUCUGUUGACUACAACACCACAGACUCAGCUGUUCGCUGGGACUCCUAUGAGAACUUUAACCAGCACCAUGAGGACAGUGGGGAUGGUUCCCCACCCCACACCCGGGGACCUCUGGAUGGCAGCCCUUAUGCCCAGGUACGGCGGGCCACCCGGCCCUCCCCACCAAGGCCCUCCCCAGAACACCCCCCACCUCCGAUCCUGUCCGUCAGCAGUGACUCAGGUCAUUCUUCCACCUUGACUACAGAGCCCCCAGCUGACUCCCCCACUCGACCUCCCCCUACUCCUGCAGAGCGUCAGGAGCUGGAGCGACUUCUGGGAGGCUGUGGAAUAGGUGGGGUGGGCCGGGGAGUGGGCCGGGAGACCGCCAUUUUGGAUGAAGAGGACCAGCUGCUCCCUGGGAGUGGUGCCCCGCUUGGAGUCUACCAGGGCCAGAGGCCCGGCCUGAGCCGACACUGUUCCUGCCGCCAUGGCUAUAGAGAGCCCUGUGGGGCUCCCAAUGGAGGUGGCUACUACAGGCCAGAGGGGACCUUGGAAAGAAGGCGGCUGGCCUAUGGGGGUUAUGAGGCCCUCCCUCAGGGCUAUGGGGAGGUCCCCCUGGAGAAAAGACAGCUCUGCCGAUCCCUAUCUGAGGGACCAUAUCCUUACCCACCAAAGCUGGGCAAACAGACCAAUGGGGAAUUUGGCUACCGUCUUCCUGGCUACCGAGAUGUAGUGAUCUUAGAGGAUGGGGGGCUGCCCACUUUGUGCCCAUGCCCAGCCUGUGAAGAGAAACUGGCACUGCCCACAGCUGCCCUGUAUGGCCUACGACUGGAGAGGGAGGCAGGUGAGGGGUGGACAGGAGAGCCAGGGAAGCCCUUACUGCACCCUCUACGGACCAGGCACCCAGUACCACUGCUAAUGCCUACUUAUGGACACCACCAUGCUGCAGUGCCUGACUACAAUUGUCUGAAGCAGCCUAAGGCCGGAGAGGAUGGUCACGAGGGGUACCCCUAUGCUCUCUGCCCUGAAGGAAGGUACGGGCAUCCAGGGUACCCUACCCUGGUGGCAUACAGCAGUGGGGGAGCAAUGCCCGGGUACUGCCCCACGUAUGGGCGGUCAGCCCGGGGUUAUGUGUCACCCAGUGAGAGCAGAGGGUAUCCCAGCCCUGGAGUCCACUCUCCCUGUCCUGGCUCCGUCUUGCCAGGAAACCCCUCCUACCCACCAUCCAGCAAGCUGAGUUACGAGAUACCUCCUGAGGAGGGAGGGGAUGGGUACCCAUUGCCGGGGCACCUGGCUCAGACAGGCAGCUUGGCACCUACAGAUUCACUGGAACCAGGCUUAUGGCAGGAGGGCCCCAACGGGCACAUUACCGUUCCCCGGCCAACCCAAAAUGCGCAGGGUGUAGAAAGUGCCCCAUCGGAUCUAUCUGGCUCCCCCACCCCCCUUCAUACCAGCAGCCCAGUUCAGGGCAAGGAAAGGUACAGAGGCCAUGGGGGGAUGCUGACAUUGAGUAGCACUGGAAGGGGCCCGGCCAAAAGCCCUCAGAAUCGAGAAAGUCGAUCCCCUAGUCUGGUACCUGCCUUGAGACUGAAUCCAGAAGUAGCUCUCUCUGCCCCCCAGGGGAACACUGAAAAGACUCCAGAUCUGCCUUCAACGAGUGGGACUGAUCCCCCGCCCUCCAGCCCUUUCCAUUCAGCCUCUCCUUCCGGCUCCCCCAGGGACUGGCCUCAGGAGAGGAGCCUGGGCGUGUACUCUGGCAGUGCCAAUCCCCGGACCCCAGUGCCUACCACGCUGCCUGGCCUCCGUCAUGCUACCUGGCAGGGUCCUCGUGGUCCCUCAGACAGUCCAGAUGGAUCACCCCUCACACCUGUGCCUGCCCAGAUGCCUUGGCUUGUGCCUGCCCCUGAGCCCCUGCAAAGUUCACCCACACCUGCCUUUCCUCUGGCCGCUUCCUAUGAUUCCAAUGGCACUGCCCAGCCCCCAUUGCCUGAGAAACGGCACCCACCAGCAGCUGGGCAGCAGGCGGGCCGAGAGUGGGGUGGGGAGCGUGCAUCUCCACCAGGCAGAGGGACCACCCAUCAUGUCACCUUUGCUCCCCUGCUUCCAGAUGAUGCCCCCAGUUCUCCAGAGCCCCCUCCCCAAGAGAGCCAGAGCAAUGUCAAGUUUGUACAGGACACAUCCAAGUUCUGGUAUAAACCACACCUGUCAAGAGACCAAGCCAUCUCCCUGCUGAAGGACAAGGAGCCUGGUGCAUUUCUGAUACGAGACAGUCAUUCCUUCCAAGGGGCAUAUGGGCUGGCACUCAAAGUGGCUACACCUCCACCCAGCGCCCAGGCCUGGAAAGGUGAUCCCUUGGAACAGCUGGUCCGUCAUUUCCUCAUCGAGACAGGACCCAAAGGGGUGAAAAUCAAGGGAUGCCCCAGUGAACCGCACUUUGGCAGCCUGUCAGCUCUGGUCUCCCAACAUUCUAUUGCCCCCAUCUCCCUUCCUUGCUGCCUCCAAAUCCCCAGUAAAGAUCCCCUGGACAAGACCCCUGAGGUUUCAGUGCACACCAACAUGAGCACAGCAUCAGACCUCCUGCGGCAGGGAGCAGCCUGCAGUGUAUUGUAUCUGACCUCUGUGGAGACAGAGUCCCUGACUGGCCCCCAGGCUGUGGCCCGGGCCAGCUCAGCUGCUCUGAGCUGCAGCCCCACCCCAACUCCAGUCACCGUCCACUUCAAGGUCUCAGCCCAAGGCAUCACCCUGACGGAUAACCAUCGGAAGCUUUUCUUCCGGCGACAUUACCCAGUGAACAGCAUCACCUUCUGUAGCACAGACCCACAGGACAGAAGAUGGACCAACACAGAUGGAACCACGGCUAAGAUCUUUGGUUUUGUGGCCAGGAAGCCGGGCAGCCCUUGGGAAAACGUAUGUCAUCUCUUUUCGGAGCUUGAUCCCGACCAGCCAGCUGUUGCCAUUGUCACUUUCAUCACCAAAGUUCUGCUGGGUCAGAGAAAGUGAAGAGGGGGUGAAGAAGACCAAACCCACAUUAACGUGCUCCUCCUCUCCCAGCCCCCCCACUGACCUUUCCCCUUACGUGGAUUAAGAAAAAAGCAGCCCUUGCCCCCUAGCACAAGCAAGGGGCUUCCUGUGACACUCCCCACGCCCCACCCCCACCGCCACCCCCAGCCUGCCACACAGACCAGAUGAGCAUAGGAGAUGGCAACUGUAGGUGAGCAGAGGGGAAGGGGAUAGCUCGGGCACAGCAGGGGGUGGUGUCAGAAGGUAAGCUACAGAGGGGUCCUGGACGGCCCUGCCCGAGAGGACCCAGGCCUGGGAGGGGCUGUGGCACUGCCAGCUCCCCCCAGCUGCAGGCCAGAGCAGAAGCAAGCGGAGAAAGGGAAGGGGGGAGGACUGCGCCCCUCCUCCUGCUUACUCCCACUAAAUAGAGAGAGCAGGAUGGGAUUAUAUGAAGAAAAAAAAGAAAGAGAGUCUAUUUUUGUCUAAUAAAGAAUUUCUAUGAGCUUUA